AUGCGCGACGCGGCUGAUCCCGCGUGGGCGCGUUCGGAGCGGGUCAAGUUGCCUCUGGAUUGCAUUGGUGCAGUUGAUUGGAAUUGCAAGCGCUCCCUCGAGGAGGCGCGGCGUGAAAGGACGCAGAUUCUUCGCGGGCUCGCCUGGGGGCGCCGCUGCGUCGUGGAGAGCGGCGAGCUGGAGUCGUGGUUCGCCAGCGCGGAUCCGACCAUCCGGAAGAUCGCGGGGGGCUCGUGUCCGCCGCUCAUGGAGCGCUUGGCGCGGCGCAUCGACUGGCAAGACGCCGAUGUCGUCGAAUUCAUCCGACAGGCCCUUUCGAAGGCAAGCCGCGGCAGCCCGCCCGCGGCCCGCGUAGCCGCGCCGAGCGCAGGCGCCGAGUCGCGGAACCGGCAGACCUUGCGCGGUUUGCGACGCGACGAGAACGAGGACGCCCUGUGGGCGGCGGUCUGGAAGGACGUCGAACUAGGGCGCAUGGAGGCUCCGGUCGCCGUGGACUCGCUGCCGCUCGACCGCGUCGUGCUCUCAAAGCGUUUUUCAGUGACGCAGGGGCAAAAGAUCAGGCCGGUCGACGACGCGACCGCGUCCGAAUUUAACCCGCGGGCGCGGCUGGGACGCGCGAUCAACCAUGAUUCGAUCGAUCAGCUUGAAGAGCUGGCGCGGGUGCUGGUGGAACGCGGCUGCCAAGCGCCCAGGUUCUGGAAGGCGGAUGUCGACGCAGCCUGCCGCCGCAUUGCGCUGCGCGUGGCGGCGCGAGCCGCGGCCUACGUCGUGUUCUUGUAUCGCG
Messenger RNA from Prorocentrum cordatum, 784 nucleotides. The record is from the annotation of a GenBank genome assembly. Lineage: Eukaryota; Dinophyceae; Prorocentrales; Prorocentraceae.